Fusarium redolens is the source of this 2034-nucleotide messenger RNA. Its product is annotated as Aldehyde/histidinol dehydrogenase. NCBI's taxonomy places the organism in Eukaryota, Fungi, Ascomycota, Sordariomycetes, Hypocreales, Nectriaceae. The coding region runs from base 110 to 1582 and encodes 490 amino acids. The record is from RefSeq and is a predicted model, not a curated record. The transcript has 4 exons. Gene Ontology annotation, molecular function: succinate-semialdehyde dehydrogenase (NAD+) activity. Gene Ontology annotation, biological process: GABA catabolic process.
GAAUUGGUUCUCAUCUCCUCUACUAUAAACUUCUCUCUGCCACCCCAAGUCUCAGCCGUGUUUGACAUACGCCUUCUCCAUUGAACAACGUAGUUCAUCAGCAAGCAUCAUGACAGCUCCAAAGCUUACCGACCCUACCCUCGUCAAAAAUGCAUGUUACGUCAAUGGCGAAUGGGUAGCUGCAAAGUCUGGGAAGGACUUUGCUGUGGAAAACCCGUCAACCCUUGAAAAGAUUGGGAACUGUCCCGAGUUUGACGCCGACGACACCGAAGCUGCUAUCGCUGCCGCCGAUGCCGCAUACAAGACAUACCGCAAAACACCGGCUCGCCAGCGGGCCCGGUACCUCCGCCGCUGGUAUGACCUCAUGAUGGAGAAUUCGGAGGACAUUGCACGGCUCAUAACCCUUGAGAACGGCAAGCCUCUGGCAGAUGGCAGGACAGAGGCCAACUAUGCCGCUGCUUUCUUUGAAUGGUUCUCGGAGGAGGCCCCUAGAAUUUAUGGUGAGACUAUUGAGGCAACAAACCCAUCAUGUCGUCUAUCCACCAUCAAGCAGCCCGUAGGUGUCUGCGGUCUCAUUGCGCCGUGGAACUUUCCCGCUGCUAUGAUCACCCGAAAGGCUGGGCCUGCGCUCGCUGCUGGCUGUACCGUUGUCAUCAAAGCUCCCGCUGAGGCUCCUCUCACAGCUCUUGCUCUGGCUGAGCUGGCGCAUCGUGCUGGAAUUCCUGCCGGCGUUGUCAACGUUAUUACAGCCUUGGAUAACACUGCUGAAGUUGGCAAGGUCUUGACUACACACCCCAAGAUCAAGAAGGUCUCUUUUACUGGGUCAACUGGCGUGGGGAGACUCCUCAUGAGCCAAUCAUCAUCAACCAUCAAGAAAUUGUCCUUUGAAUUGGGUGGGAACGCUCCUUUCAUCGUUUUCGAAGAUGCGGACCUGGACAAGGCUGUUAAGGGUGUGAUUGCCUGCAAAUUCCGUAAUUCGGGUCAAACAUGCGUCUGCGCCAACCGAAUUCUGGUGCACCGCAGUAUCUAUGACAAGUUUGUCCAAAUGGUCCUCGAUGUUGUCAAGACCUUUGUUGUCGGUGAUGGCUUUGUUGAGAAGACAACCCAUGGUCCUCUUAUCCAUGGUCGUGCCGUAGCCAAGGCUGCUGAGCAUGUUGAAGAUGCUCUUUCCAAGGGAGCCAAGCUCAUCCACGGCGGCGAGCGUUUACCACACCUCGGUCCUAAUUACUUUGACCUCACAAUGUUAACUGGUAUGAAGCCUGGUAUGAAGAUCUGUAGCGAAGAGACUUUCGGGCCUGUGGCUGCUUUCUUCGCAUUCGAUACCGAGGAGGAAGCUAUCGAGCUUGCGAACGACAGUGAUGUUGGCCUCGGAGGCUAUUUCUUCAGCAAUAGUGUGAACCGAUGUUAUCGCGUGGCAGAAGCGUUGGAGGUCGGCAUGGUCGGAGUCAACACUGGCGUGCUGAGCGACCCUGCCGCUCCUUUCGGUGGCAUUAAGCAGAGUGGAUUUGGAAGAGAAGGAAGCAAGUAUGGCAUUGACGAGUUUACAAUCACUAAGAUGGUCAUGACAAAUAUCGAUCCAUGAGUAAUGGUUUAGUUUAGACAAAAGUUAGGGCGGCUAUAGGCGAAAUAAUACCCACAGGACGGUUAUAGAGACGGAGUGCGACAGCUUUCGGGUGAACGAAAUUGCUAUACUGAUAGACCUGCAGGUCGACUCUUCUUGACCAAAUUGGGGAUGUAUCGGUGCAACAUCAGGUCCCUAUGGGUACGGUUGAGCUGGAUCGUUAGGAUACCAUAACGCGCUACCGUUUGUAUUGAAAACGUGGGGAGACCAGAUGCAUGAAAACAGAAUCGUUCCAAGUGCGAUGUAUGCGGCGGGUGACUCUAUGAGGGUUUCGAUUUCGUGUCAACACAUGGAGGAUAUGCUGUUUUGUAGAUACUGUCAGUAAGCAUGAGGUUGCCGCAUAAUGCAAUUCACUAAAAGACCUGAAGAGUUUCACUAUCAAGUCGUCCAUUAAUUUUCAUGGUCUAUGAUUU